UUAUACAUACUCACUCUCCGUUAUUUUUCAUUAAUUCCAUACGCACCAAGCCCACCCCUUUUUUUAUCUCUCUCCUUUCCUUUCUCCUUCUUACUGUUCACCGUCCUCACCAGAUCCAUCUGCCUCCUUACCUCCAUCCUCAUCCUAAUCAUCUACAGCCUCAUCUUCCUCUUCUUCAUCAUCGUCAGUUUCACCGGCACAAAGCAUAGCAUGAAGCUGAGCAAGUGGGAACCUGAAAAGGAACCCAAAUCUGGUGUUGGGAAAGGGAAGAAAAAAUGAAAGGAUUUAGGGGUUGAAGAUAAGGAUUUAGGAACCCAACAGCCUGGGUUCCUUCGAACCCAGUAGGCGCUGUUGCAGGGUUCCUUUGAUUGACCCAGCAACAACCCAACAAAAGAGAGAAAUUGGAAGAGAAAAUGUCUAGAUCUGGGGUUGAUGGAGAGAUAAAGCAUGUUUGCUCAUUCUCUGCCUUAGGACUCACAGCCUCAUAAGAAAAACGUCUUGUUGCUCUUGAUGUUAAGACUCUGAACGAUGUAGCGCGGUUGCUCACUCUCUACGCUGGGACUGAAUUCCUCAUAAUUCAGUUACAUUCUUUUGACUCUUAUUCCUUAUUGUUUGCUGAUUUAUUUUCUCAAGCGACUGUUUGUUUUGUUGGUGUUAGGCUGGGCUAUUGGGCUGCUAGAGUUCUAAGGAAACCUGAUCUCAUUCAAGAACAUGGAUUGAAAAAGUUGGCUCAAGCAGUUGGAGUAACAUUGAAGCAGUCAACUUUUUCUGCCACCAAAACACCUGCAUGGAGUGCACGGGUGUUUUCAGCUGAGCAGAUCAAGCUUGCAAUACAUGAUGCCUACAUGGCUUAUCUCAUAGCUGCUCCGUCUGGUGUAGCUGAUCAAGCUGCUCUGAUUGAUACUGGUGUUUCUGAGUUAAGAACUGCCAUUACACACAAGCGGCGGCGUCUACAAACGGACAUGGAUUCGAAAGGGUUGGCUGAUAUAGCUGGGAUUCAAAUUAAGCAAUCAACUGUUGAUUGCACCAAGAAUCCUUCAUGGAAUGCAAGGUUGUUUUCUGUGGAGUAGGUCAAGUUUGCAGUUCUUGAUGCUUACAAUGCUUAUCUUGUUGGGAACAAAUUUUUGGACAUGGUUUAAGUUUUCUUCCAUGAUAUAAGUGUUCAACCAAGUUAGUACCACAACAAAUAAAAAAACCCAUUGGACAAGUGUGUGUGAAACAAUUCAGAUAAAGCUCAUUUUGUCUU
Rubroshorea leprosula is the source of this 1246-nucleotide messenger RNA. NCBI's taxonomy places the organism in Eukaryota, Viridiplantae, Streptophyta, Magnoliopsida, Malvales, Dipterocarpaceae. The record is from the annotation of a GenBank genome assembly.